AUGCCCGCUGUGUCUUCCGCCCAACUCAUGAGCCGAAUUGUCAGCGACGCUUUGGCGACAUCAAACUAUCUCUUUGCAAGAAACGAUUCGAAUUCAACUGAGCCUGGAAUAGAGGUUGUCUGUGCCUGGCCUGUAUCUGGCCAAUAUGGGCCAGGCUCUCGAAUCUUAUACUAUGUUCUCAUAGCCGCAUGUGUCCUCGCGCGCAAGUCAGAAUGGAUCAAAAAUGCCUGUAUUGCAGCGGCUUUGCUGUUGCCAGCGGUGGCUGCCCUUCAUGGCAUUGCACUAGCAGCAUUCCACCGAGACGGAUUGCUAAGCUUAACCGUCGAGUUUUACAGAGCUAGGUCUAUUACCUGCUCUGGGGUAUACAAUGGAAUUCCCAUCCCAGCAAGCGCCGAAGACUUUCCCUAUGACAAACAGCCGCAAUGUGGAAUGAAUUGUACCGACACGACUGGACCGCAAUCGCCAAUGCGGGGGGGUGCGGCAAACAACAAAUAUGUGAUCCCAGCCCCGGACAAGCUUACAUUUGGCACCGCAACACUCCUAAGUGCAGCAUGCUGUGUUCACGCUAUUCUGUGGUUGGCAUCCAUGAUGGAUAAGAUAUUGGAGAUUAAUUUCAAGUCGAGAUUCGGAUUCGGACCCAAUACCGAUUUGCGCCUCGAUAAGCCCAUUCAGGGCACCAAUGGAGCCACUGUGGGCAAGAUGAACAGAGUUAAUGAGACUAUUCGAAUUUUUAUAAGCGUGGCAAUAGUCCCUAUUUUUGCAGGCGCUGGACUGGCGAUUUUGAUUAUUGGAGAAACAAACUUUUUCAGCCGUCAAGUGAGGUAUGAGAAUGAACCAAUGGCAAGCAUUGGUCAAUGGGGGCCAAUUGUUGGUACAGGGCUUGCCAUUGCCGGCUCGUUAUAUCUCCUCUUGGCAGCAGAUCUGGAAGAAGUCGGGAAUGGCACUCAUUCUGUGGUGGAGGAGUGCCAGUGUAAAUGUUCCCAUCACCCGUUACCAGAAUCCGGGAUUCUUAGACCAACAAGCCAAGUUCCAAGUAGCAGAGACUCUGAAAGCAUGCGCAGGGCUGUGGAUCAUUCACCACCGCCACCCGUAAUAGAAUCUUUCUCGGGAAUACACCAUCCUUCGUCAACAACGUCCGGCUCUCUUCACGAGAUGGACACACGGGAAGGAGCACCUUCAAAACGAUACAGCUUUGCAACGAUAAAGCAUGCCGUUACUGGACAAACAACCACCGCUUCAAUCACUGGGACUAUGGAAGCAGGGAGUCGCCAUAGGGUAGCAGAGUUUUUGACUUCUGUUGGUCAAACCCUAGGCACAGCAACACAAGGCUCAUUUGACCUUUCAAAGUUCAGAGACGGCCCGGCUCUCGACUUUCCGGAAAUCCCAGGAGAAAGGGAAAGAAAUCGCGAUCUAAACCGAGUAAAGGAAAUUUACAGCCAACGACUACAGCCUGAUGGCACUCGUGCGGUUUACGCAUCUCGCUCAAGAGCAAGCAGCUUCAAUGAAGAUGGACCGUCUGGCCACGCGCUUGAUGGCCUGCGUACGUCCCGCGAUAAAUCGCCACUACCGCAUCUGUCGCGAUCGGCCUCACCAGUAGCCUCUGGACCUGGAGCUUUCCGACAGCGUGUAAGCACUCUACCAGUUAGCGAGCCCAGCUCACAUGAGCUACAUGCUGUCGCUUCUCUACCAACUGCGUCCGGUGGAAACAGAGGCAGACAGAGGGUACGUAGAGACACUCUAGAAGUGCCCGCUCCAGUGCAUUUUACCCCCCAUCAACACACCUCGCUUACGGGAGAGGAAACGAUAACGGGAACAUCUUCUUCCUCCCCUCAUCAUUCGUUACCCCUAUGCAAUACAUCCGCUAUCGCGAGCGGUGCAUUAUGCCCAGAGUCGGGCACGAGAACACCAGAUGCCGCAACACCAACCUCAUCACCACCCCUGAACAAACACCAUUCUUCAUGA
Molecule: messenger RNA, 1962 nt
Organism: Metarhizium brunneum ARSEF 3297
Lineage: Eukaryota; Fungi; Ascomycota; Sordariomycetes; Hypocreales; Clavicipitaceae
Source: RefSeq, a predicted model, not a curated record